UCCGCUCGCGCUUGUGCGCGAUUGCGAGCGCGCACCCAACUACAUAAAUCCCGGGACAGUAGAAUACUGUAGAAAAAUUUCCCAGUAAAGAGAGAGAAUUGUUAGUGGAAAAGUCGUGAGGCGAAUCGGAAAGAGGUAGCAGUAUAUAAAAGGAAGUUGCAAGCACUGUCAAUUACUUAAAAAGCCAGGGAAGUGACGACUUUGCAUACUUUGGCAUUUAGCUAAAUAUUUGUGUCUAUUAUCUUGUGACAUUUAUAAGACCAUCAACAAAAAUGUCAGUAUUGAAUCAAACUGGAGAGGAUGCAGUGGAAUGCCCUCUAUGUAUGGAACCUCUGGAGGUGGACGAUCUGAAUUUCUUCCCCUGCACCUGUGGGUAUCAAAUAUGCCGUUUUUGUUGGCACAGAAUUCGUACCGACGAGAACGGUUUGUGUCCCGCGUGUCGGAAGGCCUAUUCUGAAAAUCCGGCUGAUUUUAAACCCCUUACUAAGGAAGAAAUAGCAAGAUUGAAAGCUGAAAAGAGAUUAAAGGAUCAACAACGGAAGCAGAAAGUUACAGAAAAUCGGAAACAUCUAGCAAAUGUGAGAGUAGUACAAAAAAAUUUAGUUUUUGUAGUAGGAUUACCAAUGCGACUAGCAGAUGCAGAUGUUUUAAAGAAACACGAAUAUUUUGGAAAAUUUGGGAAGAUACACAAAGUCGUAAUUAACCAGAGUACUUCCUAUGCAGGGUCUCAAGGCCCCAGUGCUUCGGCUUAUGUUACUUAUCAACGUCAAGAGGAUGCGCUACGUGCUAUAGAGGCUGUGAAUAACAUUGUUGUGGAUGGACGGACAAUAAAAACAUCAUUGGGAACGACAAAGUACUGUUCGCAUUUUAUGCGUAAUCAAGCCUGUCCGAAGCCAGAAUGCAUGUACCUGCACGAUCUUGGGGACCAGGAAGCAUCAUUUACAAAGGAAGAGAUGCAUCAAGGAAAACAUCAAGAGUAUGAACGCAAGCUUGUGCAAUCGUUACAUGCACAUGUGUCUUCGGUGCAACGGAAACCAACACCGUCACCACCUGUGACAAGUAGUAUUGUUAGGGAAAGUGGAACUGUAAAUUCACAAACAAAAGAGGCGUGGCCUUCGUUGCAACCGGGACAAACAAAUAGCACACAAACCAAUUGUAAAGAAAUAUCAUCUGUGCAAACAGCUUCGCAACAUAACAAUGUAACGAGUGGAAGCGGAACAGUAGUUCAACAAAGUCAUAUAUCCUCUGGAGUGUCUACACAUCAACAAAAUAACAAUAAUAAGGGUGAAAAUGGCGUUGGUGUACGACGGGGUAAAAGUAACAGCGAGAGUAAGGCACAAGCAGCUCGAAACAAACAUAAAAAUAGUCAAAACAAGGAAAAACACGGUAGUCGUACGACGUCGCGGUCCGAAUCGAAUUCAAUCAACACACAGAGUAGUUCACAAUCACAAAUCACCGGGCAGAAGGAUGUUAGAAACUUUUCCGCUGAUACAAAUAGUGAAAUUUUACAAAAAUUAGGUAACAAGUGUAAAUUGGAACAACAGCAACAGCCACAGUCGCAACAAAUUAGCAAAACAUCAAAAUUAGUUCAAUCGCAGUCUCACGAAAUUAAAGUAAAUGGUACGUUACAAAACGGGGAACGUCGACAUUCGGAUAGCGAAACGGAUCAGCGCGAAGGUAGCACGCCAGCGAGUACAAUUUCAAGCACGGAAGACUCGAAUGUAAAUCAUCAAGCCGAACAUUUGACUGAAUCGAGCGAGGAAAACAAUGGUGCUGUUCUUUUGGGUUCGUCUCCAGCCAGCACAAAUUCAUCACAAAGUGCCAAUCAACCACCACCACCAGGAUUACACAAUGGAUCUCAAAUGCAACUCAAUCAUCGGUCAAUCUUUCAGCCGGACAAUAACAGUUUCUUCAGUUCAAACACAUUUCAGAAAAUAUCAACCACCACCUCAAUGCCACCUAACUCCCUCACAGCAAACACAAAUCUGGAUUGGACGAGUACAGGAGUGGCUUCGAUACCCGACUCUUUACCCACAGUUCAUUCUAGCGAAGAUUGGCAAGCAGCUUUCGGCUUUCAGACCGAAUCAACUCGAACGAAUCACCUUAUAUCAAAAUCCAGCCCAUCUGAAUCGCCGGGUGUAACAUUCAAUUCCGAAGGUUUUGUUGACGAGGAUGUUUACAUAAAUGCACCGUAUACUACUACUCUCACAGAAUCAUCAUCAGAUACCUUCACGCCUACUUUACUUGUAAAUUCACCCGCGUCUAAGUUUAUGGCAGACUUUCAACAAAAUUCAUUACAACAAAGGCUUAAUAUGCAAGUGCAACAGAAUCAAGAAAAUUGUGAAUACAUAAAACAGAACGGUCAUGCUACACUGGAGGAAAUUCGAAAUCAUCGUGAUGCCGGAUCAGACGUGAAAGCGGAUGACGAUUUAGGUUUUGAUCCUUUCCACGAGACACAGAAGGCAUUAGCUGAACUUAUGGAAAAUGAAUUGCAAAUACAACAGCAGAGGAUAUUUCAACAGCAGCAAGAACAAAGAGAACGGGAGGAGCAAACUAGGGUGCAGCAUCAACAAACCCUUGCAAGCCUUGGUCAGCAACAUUUUCCACAAGUUGCGCACAUAGCACACUUGCAGCAACAAGCUCAGCACUUGCAAAAUCUUCAAGUGCUUCAGUCGCAUUCCCUUCUGUCUCGUCUUCCACAAAAUCUGUUACAAAGCGGCGCGCAGAGCCCUGCACAAGGCACCGUGACGGCUAACAGUUUAGGACAACGUAGUCGCUUUCCGCCACCGGGUUUCCUUGCUUCCACGCCAAAUCACAUGAAUUCAUUUGGUCUUGGUAUACCACGUCCAGCACCAACGAAUAGCGCCCUCUCUGGCGCGCAAUCGUCCCAACAGAGUGCAUAUCUUCCCAAUGGAAGCCCACUUAUCCACACACAAAAUAUCAACAAGUGCACAAAUGAUGCGGUCUGUACCCUGAAAGAUUGGUGUGAAAUUAACAAUCAGCAGCAACAGCAACAAUUCCACCAUCAAGCUUUGCAUCAGAAGGGAUGGAACAAUUUCGGACCUAUCGCAGACUGGACUUCGAUCGAUCCGGCUAUAGUUACCUCGUCUAGACCUCUUCCAUUCCAAACUAACAGCACAUGGCAGUUUCCUCAUAUUCAUCCUUCUCACACCGUAGCUCAUAAUGCGCAACAGGAACAGAACGCAUCUGCUCAACAUUGGGCGAUGCAACCACCUCCUGGUUUUGCUGCACCUACAACCACAGGGCAGUUAAAUAAUCCACAGCCGAGCGCGACCGCACAACCACACACUAAACUUAUCUCUGCGGGCUCAGAAAUCGAAAACCUAUAAGUCUUAUGUGAGGCGAACGACUUGAGGCGUCAUAAUGUUUCCGGAUGUGGCAAGAUCAAAUCCAACAAAUGAAAGAAAAAAAAGCGACAGUCGAUAAUGUAUGUUUUCCUAACACUCUUCUAUAUCUCAACGUUUUAUUUUAAAUCAUUUAUUUGUGCGAGUAUUUACUCGAAUAAAAUAUCAGAAUAAUAUGAGUUAAUGCGUACUCCCACAAUGUAAGCAAAGAUUAUAUGUCAAUAUACAUUUCUUUCACGAUAUCAUCAUUAUUAUCUGAGUUAAAGGAAAAAUUUUAUCAUAUUUCAAAGUUUCUGACUUUAUCAUUAUAAACAAAUUUCAUGUAGGAUCUGAGAAAUUAAACGAAAUGAAUGAUGAUUAAGAAAUUAAGGAAUGAUCACAAUAUUUUGCAACUGCAUAUUUUCUCUUUCUGAAUUUUUAGUAUCGAGAUAUUUAUUUCGCAACAUAUUAAAAUAGAAAAACGAUAUAUUCUAUAAUAUGUUUACAAAGAUUGAGAACAAAAUAAUUAGAAAAAAUAUAAUGAAAUUUUCAUUAUUUAAUUUUUGGUAUCUGUUAUGGUUAGAAAAAUAUGUUUUAAACUAAAAGCUUUGUUGUUUUAUAUUCAAAAACUUUAUAGUGUUAUAUUUAUAAAAAAAAAAAUUAUAUUUGUAUCGCUAUCUAUUACAAUCGAGUUUUUCUAUCUUAAGAUGAUUGAAGAAAUGGCACGCCGCGCAUGCGGCGUUUUCUUGAUUUUGAAAUUAUUCCUUAAUCUGCAUCGCAUUAUUCUCAGGCAAGGCAUAAUGUGUAAAAUGAAAAUAUUUUGUCUACUGCUAAUUUUUUCAUUCUAACGUGAUCAUAUGAUACAUGUGAGAAGAAUAAAAUAGCAGCAUAAAAAAAUCCCAAUUAAGAGGAAAAGGACUGAUGUGGAAAAAAAGUUUUUAAAAUAGAAGAAAAUUGACUCAUAAUAUACAAUACUAUGCGUUAAACUAUACAUUUUUUGCUAUUUUAUAAUAUUGAUUCAUUCUAUCAUAUUAAAAUAUGAUUGAUAUAUGCUUGUCCAAUGGUUUUAAAAAGCUAGAAUCCCUUUAUGAUAUAAUGAUUAAUGUCAUGUCAUUACAGUAAAGAUACAAGCAUGGAAUUUUAUUAUCUAUGCACGUAACUUUUCCACGAGUAUGUUAUGCCUUUCUUUUUUCUUUUAAAGUGGAUCACUAUUAAAAAAAGAAGAAAAAUUUUUUAAGAUCUGCCAAAACUUAAUUUUGAUAACUUUGAUAAUUUUAAACGAAUAUUUUCAAUUAUAUCGUGAAUUUUGAAUUGACUAAAUACCCAGGUCAUAUAGAUUAGAAAAAAUUAUUCUAUCCUAACUGCAAAAUAAUUGCGAUAUCUUUGUGGUAUCGUUUAAACUUUUAAACUAUCGAUAUAUAGUAUCGAUGUAACGAGAGGAAAACUACAAAGACAAUUGUCCGAAAAAAUCAACAACGUCGUGUAUUUUAUUUACGAAUGUAAAGCGAGAUAAAAAAGAAGAAACAAGCGAAAUAUUAACACACGAUAUGCGAUGAACGAUACGAGAAACGUCUGAUGUACCACGAUGUACAUAUGAUGCGAAUUAUACGUUAAUGAAAGUUAUUCCCGAAAGGUGAUAUUAAAUAUAUUUAUCUGCCGAUUUAAAGGUGAAGAACGAAGGAAGAUCGUCAUAUAUAAUACAAGAGAACGAGAGAGAGAGAGAGAGAGAGAGAGAAUGAGAUAAUAAAAUUAUAAUUAUAAAAUUUAAUUCAAUAUAAGGUAAUCGAAAAAUAUACGAUAAUGCGCAAUGAAAA
Molecule: messenger RNA, 5158 nt
Organism: Cataglyphis hispanica
Lineage: Eukaryota; Metazoa; Arthropoda; Insecta; Hymenoptera; Formicidae
Gene: Cnot4
Product: TPR-containing protein DDB_G0280363
Exons: 16
Coding region: 273-3350 (1025 amino acids)
Biological process (GO): protein ubiquitination
Cellular component (GO): CCR4-NOT complex
Molecular function (GO): ubiquitin-protein transferase activity; metal ion binding; RNA binding
Source: RefSeq, a predicted model, not a curated record